This is a messenger RNA of Rangifer tarandus platyrhynchus (Svalbard reindeer), 4269 nucleotides long. Lineage: Eukaryota; Metazoa; Chordata; Mammalia; Artiodactyla; Cervidae. The record is from the annotation of a GenBank genome assembly.
AUGACUGAGCCUCUUCAGUGGGCCAGGUAUCACUGGCAGCGGCUGAUCGGCCAUACGAACACAGACGAUGACGAGAGACCAUACAGCUAUUCCUCUCUGCUUGCCUGCGGGGGCAAGUCCUCCCAGCCCCCCAGACUGGCAGGAAAGCAUCGGGUCGUUGUUCCCCACCUCCAGCUCUUCAAGGAGGAGCGUGAGAAGUUCUCUGGCACCUACAUGAAUAACAGAAUACGGACAACGAAGUACACGCUGUUGAAUUUUGUGCCAAGAAAUUUGUUUGAACAAUUUCACAGAGUCGCCAAUUUAUAUUUCCUGUUUCUAGUUGUUCUGAACUGGGUGCCUUUGGUAGAAGCCUUCCAAAAGGAAAUUACUAUGCUGCCUCUGGUGGUUGUCCUUACAAUUAUUGCAAUUAAAGAUGGCUUGGAAGAUUACCGAAAAUACAAAAUUGACAAACAGAUCAACAACCUAGUAACUAAAGUUUAUAGUAGGAAAGAGAAAAAAUAUGUGGACAGAUGCUGGAAAGAUGUUACUGUUGGGGACUUUAUUCACCUUUCCUGUAAUGAGGUCAUUCCUGCAGAUAUGGUUUUACUCUUUUCCACUGAUCCAGAUGGAAUCUGUCACAUUGAGACUUCUGGUCUUGAUGGAGAGAGCAAUUUAAAACAGAAGCAGGUGGUUCGGAGAUAUGCAGAGCAGGACUCUGAAGUUGAUCCUGAGAAAUUCUCCAGUAGGAUAGAAUGUGAAAAUCCAAACAAUGACCUCAACAGAUUCCGAGGCUUCCUAGAACAUUCCAACAAAGAACGCGUGGGUCUCAGUAAAGAGAAUUUAUUACUUAGAGGAUGCACCAUUAGAAACACAGAGGCUGUCAUGGGCAUUGUGGUUUAUGCAGGCCAUGAAACCAAAGCAAUGCUGAACAACAGCGGGCCAAGAUACAAGCGCAGCAAAUUGGAAAGAAGAGCAAAUACAGAUGUCCUCUGGUGUGUCCUGCUUCUGGUUAUAAUGUGCUUAACUGGUGCAUUGGGUCAUGGAAUCUGGUUGAGCAGAUAUGAAAACAUACCCUUUUUUAAUAUCCCUGAGCCGGAUGGACAUACCGUAUCACCAGUGUUGGCGGGUUUCUAUAUGUUCUGGACCAUGAUCAUUCUGUUACAGGUCUUGAUUCCUAUUUCUCUCUAUGUUUCCAUUGAAAUUGUGAAGCUUGGACAGAUAUAUUUUAUUCAAAGCGAUGUGGAUUUCUACAAUGAGAAAAUGGGUUCUACAGUUCAGUGCCGAGCCCUGAACAUCACUGAGGAUCUUGGACAGAUUCAGUACCUCUUUUCUGAUAAAACAGGAACCCUCACUGAGAAUAAGAUGGUUUUUCGAAGAUGUAGUGUGGCAGGCUUUGAUUACUGCCAUGAAGAAAAUGCCAAGAGGUUGGAAUCCUAUCAGGAAGCUGCCUCUGAAGAUGAAGAUUCUGCCGGCACUCCCAGCGGCUCCCUCAGCAACAUGGCGAAACCAAGGGCCCCCGGCUGCAGGACAGCUCACGGCCGGCCUUUAGGAAGUAUCUCCUCGAAUCAUCUUGCUGGGAGCUGUUUCGCCCUAGAAAGUAGAGAAGGAGCCAGUGAAGUACCUCAUUCCAGACAGGCUGCCUUCAGUAGCCCCAUUGAAACAGAUGUGGUACCAGACACCAGGCUUUUGGACAAGUUUAGUCAGAUCACACCUCUACUCUUCACCCCGACGGAUGAGACUGUUCCAGAUCCACCGCUGGAGACUCUCUGCAUCAUUGACUUCUUCAUUGCGCUGGCAGUUUGCAAUACAGUAGUGGUUUCUGCUCCUAACCACCCACGGCAAAAGGUCGGACUCUCUUCUCUGCGUGGCAUACCCAUUAAAUCUUUGGAGGAGAUUAAAAACCUCUUCCAGAGACACUCCGUCCGAAGGUCAGGUUCACCACCUCUUGCCAGUGGGAGAGCGCCCUCCGGAGUCCCACACGCCUUUGUGAGCAGACUCCCUCUGCUUAGUAGGAUGAAGCCAGCCUCACCUGCGGGGGAAGAGGUCUCCCGCACGAGUGGGGGCCCCCGGGGCUCGGAUACCGCAGCGUGUCCCACAGAAGCCGAGGGAGGAAGCGGCGAUGCAGCCAUCGCGAAGGGCACGGUGGAGCCCCGCCCUGGGCAGCCCUUGACCGCCAGCCUGUGUUACGAGGCCGAGAGCCCCGACGAAGCCGCCCUGGUGUACGCCGCGCGGGCCUACCGCUGCACGCUGCGGUCCCGGACCCCAGAGCAGGUCGUGCUGGACCUCGCCGCUCUGGGACCGUUAACGUUUCAACUCCUGCACAUCCUGCCCUUCGACUCAGUGAGAAGAAGAAUGUCCGUGGUGGUCCGGCACCCCCUCUCCAGCCAAGUGGUGGUGUACACAAAGGGAGCUGACUCCGCGAUCAUGGAGUCGCUCUCCGUGGCUUCCGCAGGUGGACCAGCUCUGGAAAAGCAGCAGGUGAUGAUCAGGGAGCAAACCCGGAAGCACUUGGACGACUACGCCAAACGAGGCCUGCGCACCCUGUGUGUAGCGAAGAGGGUCAUGAGUGACACUGAAUAUGCAGAGUGGCUGAGAAAUCAUUUUUUAGCUGAAACCAGCAUUGACAACAGGGAAGAAUUACUCCUUGAAUCUGCCAUGAGGUUGGAGAACAAACUCACUUUACUUGGUGCUACUGGCAUUGAAGAUCGUCUGCAAGAGGGGGUCCCUGAGGCUAUAGAAGCCCUUCACAAAGCUGGAAUCAAGAUCUGGAUGCUGACAGGGGACAAACAGGAGACGGCUGUCAAUAUUGCUUAUGCAUGCAAACUACUGGAGCCGAAUGACAAGCUCUUUAUCCUCAAUACUGAAAGUAAAAAUGCCUGUGAGAUGCUGAUGGAUACAAUUUUGGAAGAACUUCAGAAGAACCCAGCUUCUCCAGAGCAAGCAUCAUUGAGUGCGAGCUUACACCAGCCUCCUCCCACCGUGCAGGGCUCAGGGCUUCGGGCUGCACUCGUUAUCACAGGGAAGACCCUGGAGUUCGUCCUGCAGGAGAGUCUGCAGAAGCGGUUCCUGGAGCUGACUGCUUGCUGCCAAGCUGUGGUCUGCUGCCGAGCCACGCCUCUGCAGAAGAGCGAGGUGGUAAAACUGGUGCGCAGCCGCCUCCGGGUGAUGACCCUGGCCAUCGGUGACGGUGCCAAUGAUGUCAGCAUGAUUCAGGUGGCAGACAUUGGCAUUGGUAUCUCUGGGCAAGAAGGCAUGCAGGCUGUGAUGGCCAGUGACUUUGCUGUUUCUCAGUUUAGACAUCUCAGCAAGCUCCUCCUUGUCCAUGGGCACUGGUGUUAUACCCGUCUCUCCAACAUGAUUCUCUAUUUUUUCUACAAGAACGUGGCCUAUGUGAACCUCCUUUUCUGGUACCAGUUCUUUUGUGGGUUUUCAGGAACAUCCAUGACUGACUACUGGGUCUUGAUCUUCUUCAACCUCCUUUUCACAUCUGCACCUCCGGUCAUUUAUGGAGUCCUAGAGAAAGAUGUGUCUGCAGAGACCCUCAUGCAGCUGCCCGAUCUCUACAGGAGUGGCCAGAGGUCAGAGGCAUACUUGCCCCUCACCUUCGGGAUUACUUUGCUGGAUGCCUUUUAUCAAAGCCUGGCCUGCUUCUUUGUGCCUUACUAUGCCUACCAGGGCUCAGACAUUGACAUCGUUACGUUUGGAAACCCCCUGAACACAGCUGCUCUCUUCAUCAUUCUCCUCCAUCUGGUGAUAGAAAGCAAGAGUUUGACUUGGAUCCACGUGCUGGUCAUCAUUGGGAGCAUCUUGUCCUAUUUCUCCUUCGCCUUGGCUUUUGGAGCCCUGUGUGUCACUUGCAACGCGCCGUCCAGCCCCUACUGGAUUAUGCAGGAGCACAUGGUGGACCCCGUGUUCUACUUGGUUUGUGCUCUCACAGCCUCUGUUGCCCUGCUACCCAGGUUUAUAUACAGAGUUCUUCAGGGAUCCCUCUUUCCAUCUCCAAUUCUGAGGGCAAAACACUUGGACAGACUGCCUGCAGAGGAGAGGACUGAAGCUCUCAAGAGGUGGAGAGGGGCUGGGCAGAUGGAUCAGUUGACGUCUAAGUGUGCUGACCACUCAGCUGUAGCGGCAGAGAGAAUACCCACAUAUGAACCGUCUGCUGUCUUUGCAGUGAUGUCGGCAACUGCUUGUGCUGUUGAGAAAGGAAACUUACCUGAAUGUGAAACUGCUUUAGACUCAGAUUUCUCUGAAACUAAGGCCUCGGGGGUGGCUGGACCCUCAAAGGAUUAA